Hevea brasiliensis (rubber tree) is the source of this 1363-nucleotide messenger RNA. Its product is annotated as caffeic acid 3-O-methyltransferase. The transcript is spliced from 4 exons. Gene Ontology annotation, molecular function: S-adenosylmethionine-dependent methyltransferase activity; O-methyltransferase activity; protein dimerization activity. Lineage: Eukaryota; Viridiplantae; Streptophyta; Magnoliopsida; Malpighiales; Euphorbiaceae. The record is from RefSeq and is a predicted model, not a curated record. Gene Ontology annotation, biological process: methylation. The coding region runs from base 195 to 1265 and encodes 356 amino acids.
AUGUGAAAACACUGAUAAAAACACAGAGUCAUGAAAGAUUUGAAGGGACGUUGGAGAAAACACUUUCAAUGCGAAGGCAUUAUGAUCAAAAACAGUAUCAAGUGCCAUCCGUUUUUAUAUAUUAGUAUAGAUGUAGAUUAACAAGCCACAGCAUCAGAACCAGGAACGAAAUAAACAGAGCCUUAGCCACAAGUAUGGGCUCCAUAGAAAGUUAUCAAGAAGAGGAAGCAUGUCUUGAUGCCAUGAUAUUCUCUAGCUCUCGUGUCUUUCCUCUGGUCCUUCGCACAGCUAUCGAGCUAAAUCUCUUUGACAUCAUAGCCAAAGCAGGCCCUGGAGCUUAUGUUUCAGCUUCUGAGAUUGCCGCUCAGCUUCCCACAUCAAAUCCUGAGGCCCCUUCUAUGCUUGACCGUAUGUUGCGUCUCUUCGCCACUCACUCCCUUCUCUCUUACUCCUCACGAACCCUCGAAGAUGGUAGGAUUGAAAAGCUUUAUGGGCUCACGCCUGCCUGUAAAUUCUUUCUUGGCACUGUAGAAGAAGGCUCUUUCGCCCCGUUUUCUGCUUUUGCCUAUCACAGAGCCACCUUGGAGGUUUGGUUACAUAUGAAGGAUGCAAUUCUUGAAGGUGGAGAUCUGUUUAAGAAAGUUCAUGGGAUGUCUAUGUUCGAGUACAUGAAUAAAGAUCCAGAAUUCAACACCAUCUUCAAUCAAGCAAUUGCUGGUCUCACUAAAUUCUCAAUGAAUGAAAUUCUUGCGAUAUACAAAGGAUUCGAGGGACUCACUUCACUGGUUGAUGUUGGCGGUGGCACUGGCAGGACUCUCAAUAUGAUCAUCUCUAAGUACCCUUCCAUCAAAGGCAUCAACUAUGAUCUGCCUCAUGUGACCCAAAGUGCACCACCUUAUCCUGGAGUCCAGCAUGUAGGAGGAAAUAUGUUCACAAGCGUUCCUAAAGGAGAAGCAAUUAUGAUAAAGGAUACAUGCCACAACUGGAAUGAUGAAAACGUGGUAAGAGUAAUGAAGAACAUUUAUGAGGCGCUGCCAAAUAAUGGGAAACUUAUAGUGAUGAAUGCAUUAUUGCCAGAAGAACCAGAGAAAAGCAAGGCUUCCCAGUUUGUUUCAAGAAUUGAUAUUACCAUGUUAACUCAUCAUUCAGGCAAAGAGAGGACAACAAGGGAAUUUGAGGCCUUGAUCAGGGCAGCUGGCUUCACAAACUUUCAAGUUGCUUGUGUUGCUCGUGGUAUAUGGGCUGUAAUGGAAUCCCACAAAUAAUUAAAUUGUACAAGCCACUCAUCAUGGGAUUCAAGUGAUUCUAUUUUUGAGCUGUUCUUUAAUUUAUCUUAUUAAUAAUCCCACCCUAAAUAUGGCUA